AUGCCUUUUACACCGAAAAUCGAAAAGGACGCUGGAAGACUUCAAGAGUGGAACUUCCACCAUCGACGAUCAGGUUCGAUGGAUUCUUCAAAAAUCGCGCAAAAAACUUUCGAGCUUGAAAACCAUAUUCAGCCUUUGGAACAGGAUAAGAUAUUCAAAUACAACGCGGAGGAACAAAAGACGAUCCAGAAAGAAGCGAAAUGGAGGAAAGAUCCUCACUACUUUAAGAAAGUGAAAGUCUCUGGUGUCGCUUUGAUCAAGAUGGUUAUGCAUGCUCGAUCAGGAGGGCAAUACGAAAUCAUGGGGCUCAUGCAGGGCAAGAUCGAUGGAGACACUUUCGUCGUAAUGGACUCAUUUGCUUUGCCUGUUCAAGGGACAGAGACUCGAGUCAAUGCGGCUAGUGAAGCCAACGAGUACAUGGUCGAUUUCCUCGAAAGUUCAAAAAAUGUUGGCCGACUGGAGAAUGUCGUGGGAUGGUAUCACUCUCACCCGGGUUAUGGUUGUUGGCUAUCGGGAAUCGAUGUCAGCACUCAGCUGACAAACCAAACUUACACAGACCCAUUUGUCGCGAUCGUCAUCGACCCCAAUCGCACAAUUUCAGCCGGGAGAGUCGACAUUGGCGCCUUCCGCACCUUCCCUGAAGGAUAUACCCCUCCAUCACUGGGAAAGAGCAAGGACGACGAAUACCAAUCGAUUCCAUUGUCGAAGAUUGAAGACUUCGGCGCCCAUGCCAACUCUUAUUACGCCUUGGAAAUCGAACACUUCAAAUCUAGUUCAGACUCGAAAAUAUUGGACCUCUUGUGGGAGAAGUAUUGGGUCAUGACUCUGAGUCAAAACACAUGGCUUUCAAAUCGAGUAUACACGACAAGCCAAAUUCAAGAAAUGACCGACAAACUCACCAAAUCAAGUAGCUCGCUAACAAACAGCAAGCGAAACACGCUAAAAACGUUGAUACCCACUCACUUGCGAACUGCGAUCGAGAAUGAGAACGGUCAUAUCGGCAGUAACAACCAUCCGGAAAACUCGACUCAAAAUAACAAUAACAAUCAGCUGUUCCAUGACGUCUUGAAAGAUGUCGAGAAGUUAGAAUGCGAGAACCUAUGCGGCAUGUUUGGUCAGAUUAUCAAAAAUGUCUUGUUUAAUAACAAUUCUCAUAACUGCCAACUUGAGUUCCCCAUGUAA
This is a messenger RNA of Puccinia triticina, 1182 nucleotides long. RefSeq lists its product as uncharacterized. Gene Ontology annotation, biological process: protein deneddylation. The coding region runs from base 1 to 1182 and encodes 393 amino acids. Gene Ontology annotation, molecular function: deNEDDylase activity; metallopeptidase activity; protein binding. The transcript has 9 exons. Lineage: Eukaryota; Fungi; Basidiomycota; Pucciniomycetes; Pucciniales; Pucciniaceae. Gene Ontology annotation, cellular component: COP9 signalosome; cytoplasm. The record is from RefSeq and is a predicted model, not a curated record.